AUUAUGUGUUCAGGGAGAUGGAGAUCAUCCAAUUGUGGAUGGCUCAGGGCUUCCUACCACACAAUAAAGAUAGAAGAAUGGAAGAUAUAGGCCAAAAUUACUUCAAUGAUCUGGUAUCAAGGUCAUUAUUUGAAAAACACAGAAUAUAUAAAGGAUUGUUCAUCAUGCAUGACCUUAUCCAUGAUGUGGCUCAUUCUGCUGCAGGCAGCAUAUGCAAUGUAAUGGAUGGCACGGAUACACAAAUGGAUUUCAGAAGAACUCGCCAUUUGUUUAUCACCGAGCAUGUUCAAACCUUGGGAAAUCAAAUUAUGGCUUCUCAGUUGCGUACUUUUCUAUGCAAUUAUGGUUCGAAAAUGGACUAUUCUGAUUUCUUCAACAAAAUCCGUUACAUACGCACUCUAUUUCUAUAUUCGGAUGAAAUUGAAGCUUUGCCAGAAUGUAUUGGUGAUUUAAAGCACUUGCGCUACCUUAGUCUCGAAUUUAGAAGAAUAAAAGAGUUGCCACUUUCAAUCAACGAUCUUUGGAAUCUCCAAACACUUUGCUUGGACGGAUGUUCUAAACUUGAGAAGGUUCCAUGUAUUGAAUCGCUUGGGAAACUACGCCAUCUGUAUAUUGAUGAUACCUCUUUAGAGGAGAUGCCGCUUGGAAUCGGGAAAUUAACAAACUUGCAGACUCUGGAUACAUUUCUGUUGGCGGGUGGAGGUUGGUCCAAGUUAAGGGAGUUGGGGAGGUUGAAUCAGCUCCGUGGAAGAUUAAUAAUCAAAUCCGGGCUAAAAUAUGUGACAGAGGUUGAGGACGCAGAGGAAGCCCAGUUGUGUAAGAAAGAGCAUCUAGAUGGGUUGAACUUGAAAUGGGGAUCUUGUACUGAUGAGGUCGAUGACAAGACAAGAAGAGAUGUGAUUGAGAAGUUGCGGCCUCACACUUCCAUCAAAGAGUGUGUGUUGGAUGGGUACAUGGGCUCGACAUUCCCAAGUUGGUUGGGAGAUUCCUCUUUCAUUAACAUGGUGGACAUACAGUUGAAAAGUUGUCAGAAUUGUGUAUGCUUGCCUCCAUUGGGGAAACUACCCUCAUUGAAGAUUCUUCUGAUUAAAUAUAUGAAUGGUAUUAAGGAGGUUGGUCUUGAAUUUUAUGGGAAUUGCUCAACUCUUACUUUUCCAUCUCUGAAGACUCUAGAAUUUUAUGGUAUGAACUCCUGGAAGAAGUGGGUGCACCCUUUAAUUGACAACAACGUAUUCCCCAACCUUGAAGAGCUCUCUAUUAAGGAUUGUCCGUCAUUACAAGGUGAUCUACCUCCUCAUUUGCCUUCUAUUAGAAGGUUGGAAAUCAAUGGAGUCGAGCAGCUACAAUCCUUGGAAUUGAAGAAUUCGUCUUCCUCAACUUCUCAUCUUGAAGAAGUCAUUGUUGGAUUAUGCAAAUCUAUGGUCUCUAUUGGUCAAAUUCCCUUGACUAUAAAAUCGCUGAGGAUUAAAAAUUGCGAGAAACUAGGGUAUGUAGAAUUUGAUGAACAAUCUAAGAAUUUGUCUCGUGGAAGUGACUAUGAGAAAGGCCUAAGGAGUGAAGAAAGCAUAGGAGUCUCCUCGAAGGCUGCAUUGGAACUUCCUCUUCUCACCGAAUUGGUAAUAGAAAGAUGCCCAAGUCUAAUAUCAUUACAGCAAAGCCUGCUUCUCCCAGCUUUACGACAUCUUCGCUUAAAUGAAUGCGAAAAUAUGGAAAAGCUUCCUGGUGAAUUGCACAAUAUUACCUCCCUCCAGAGCUUAAUGAUUGGAAAAAGCCCUAAAAUCCAUAGCUUAGCAGAAGGUGGUUUACCCAGAAACCUGAGAUCACUUGAAAUUGUAGAAGUGAACAUAAAGCAGGCUGUAACAGAGUGGGAAUUGCACCUCCUUCAUUCCCUUGAAACUCUUAGGCUAAUAAAUGUAGGCAGCUCCACAGACUCAGUAGAGUGUAUUCCGUGCCCACACCUUUCUCUCCCUUCUUCCUUGUCUUGGUUAGAAAUCAAGAGUUUCCAAAAUUUGAAAACCAUAUCAUUCUAUGGCAGCACCCUUCCCAACCUCACUCGUCUUUAUGUUAUAGAUUGCCCAAGGCUUGAAUCAUUGGUUAGCAAUUUGACCUCACUUAAAUAUUUGGAAAUUGAAAAUUGCCCAGAAUUACACAACUUUCCCGAAGGAGGUUUACCCACAAACCUAACGGAUCUGGAAAUCAGAGGAACCAAGAUAGACAAACCAAUAAAAGAGUGGGGAUUGCACCUUCUUACUUCUCUUGAAUUUCUAAUACUUGAAAAUGUAGGCAGCUGUGUUGAUACACUAGAGUCCAUUAGCUAUCCUGACUUUCCCUCUUCCUUGUGUUUGUUAAUAAUCAAGAGUUUUCAAAAUUUGAAAACAAUAUGUUGUUCCACUCUUCCCAGACUACACGGGAUGUUUAUCAAUUCUUGCCCCAAAUUGGAAUCCUUUGGUGACAAUGGCCUUCCUCCACACAUUGAAUUAGUCAAGAUUGAAGAGUGUGAUAUGAUAGAACAACAUUUGACAAGUGAUCCCAAUGGCUGUAUAUUUACAGAGAAUGGACAAUACUCGCUGCCUCUGUCUGGAAGUCAACCAAGCUCAGCCGAAACAACAGGUACAUGACCUUCAAAUGCAACUGUUUGCUCAUAUUAUGGUGCUAAGAACUCAUGCAACUGAAAAGCCUAACAGUAGUAACAUCUACAAUUUUAAGGUGACAAACAUCAUUGGUUCUACAGUUCUAGAGCUGCAGAAAGUUUGUCCACGUUCAGACAUUCAUCCAAGGAUUAAUGUCAUUUCAUAAUUGCAAAUGAUCAGAUCCCGGGCAGAGUGUUUUAGUUACGCUGCAAACGUGCCAAGUAGAAUGAAGAUUGUCAAAGCUAGGAAGUUUCGACGCUAUUUAUCACAGUAAGCAACAGUGUGGCUAAGAUACACUGCUAUAGUACCAAGAAGCAUCAGAUAAGCAUAAAUUGGCAUUUCUCUGUUUGAGCUUGAUAGCAACUUUGUUUAGCCAAUAUACUCGAGACCGCUCUAUAUGUUGCAACUUCAAGGCGACACAUUUUUGGUUCUUGAGCUGCAGAAUGUCUCUCCAUAUAUAGCUCAAUCUAGUUGUUGACAUUCAUUCAAGGAUUACUGAGGUGGCGUGUAAUUUGUGGAUUAAUACAUCCCCGGCAUAAUCUUUUGGUUACACCACAGCCAUAUCAAAUAAAAGCAAUUGGGUGAGCAAGAUACACAAUUAUAGUACGAAGCAACAUAUAUUAUAUGGUGGCAUACUGGCAUUAGACAUCUGCACGAGUUUGUGGCAGCUCUCGCGCUUUGGUUAGGCAAGUUACUUGGGACGAUUUCAAUGUCUGCAAGUGUUAAAUCAGAUUUCAAAUAAUAAAUUAACUUGAUUGAGUCACUAAAACGAUUGGAUUCUCAAUUGUUCUAUUUGUUCUUUAAUUUACUAAUUACUUCUUAUCAACCAUUUUCUCUAACAGUAAAGGCCCAAGCCUUGUUAUUUAGCUAAAGAAGCAUUAAAAAGAACAAGUCACAGUGGUAUCAAACAAGUAUUGUAUCAACCUAUAAAUGAUGGUAACAUCUUACCAUGGCCUUCCUCCAAGCAUUAAAAGCAUUUAUAUUAAAGAGUGUCCGUAUACUUACAGAGAAUGGAAGAUUCUCGUCGCUUCUGUCUCAAAGUCAACCGAGCUCUGCCCACUCAAGUACAUGACUUUCACAUGCAGCUGUUUGCUCAUGUUAUGGUGCUAAGAAACUCAAGAAACUGAGAAGCCUAACAGUAGUAAUAGCAUCUACAAUUAUAAGGUGACAAGCAUAUUGGUUCUACCCUUCUCGUGCUGCAGAAAGCCUCUCCAAGUUCAGACAUUCAUUCAAGGAUUACUGUCAUUACGACUUUGCAAGAUAAUCAGAUCUCUGGCAAAGUGUUCUGGUUACGCUGCAGACGUACCCCAAGUAGAAGAUUGUCAAAGCUAGAAAGUUUCGACGUUGUUUAUUACAUUAAGCAACAGCGUAGCCAAGAUACAAUGCUAAUUCUAGUCUUCUUUUGAGUAAAUUAUGGUCUGUUUUUAGUACCCUAAUAACCUGUAUUAUUCACAAAAUCAGAGUAUUUGAUCUCGGUUUUUGGGCGAAAUUCAUAAAAUCAGAGUUUCGAUCUCGGUCAACCAACAUCAACAACAACAACGGCGCAUUCAUUAACAACUACGGCCAACCAACAUCAACAACAACAACGGUGAAAGCGUUUUCGAUCUCGGCUUUUGCGCAAAAGUCUCAUAUUUUUGUAGAUCUAGUUUUAAUUUAAGUUAGAUUAUAGAUUUACUUAGUUUUUUAUGUAAUUGUAAUUUUGAUUAUAAA
Chenopodium quinoa (quinoa) is the source of this 4340-nucleotide messenger RNA. Its product is annotated as putative disease resistance protein At3g14460. The record is from RefSeq and is a predicted model, not a curated record. NCBI's taxonomy places the organism in Eukaryota, Viridiplantae, Streptophyta, Magnoliopsida, Caryophyllales, Amaranthaceae. The transcript has 6 exons. The coding region runs from base 18 to 2618 and encodes 866 amino acids.